CGCCAUUGCAGAAGAGCGACCGAUGCACAGCGCCCGCGACUGCCUCCGGGGCGUGCUCUUGCUCGCCGUCGCCUUCCUCCUCGUCUUCACGUCCUACAAUGCGAUCGAGAACCUCGAGACGUCGAUAUUGCCAGGCGCCUGUCUUGGCUGCGAUGCGCAUUCACCUUUGGUCGUGUGCCAGCGCGACAGCGUCUGCGUGGCCAAGGUGGAGUACGCGUGCGACGCAGCUUGCGCCGCUCCGUUUGUCGAAUGCAAAUCGACGCUCGGCAGCACGACGCUUGGCGUGAUCUACCUCUGCUUCAUGCUGAGCUCAAUGCUUGGGCCGCUGGUGCCACAAAUGAUCGGCGAAAAGGCGAGUCUUAUUGGGAGCUCGGCAUGCUAUGGCGUCUUUGCCGUCGCCAACAUGGUGGUCGCCAUGCACCCCGCCGCGACCGAGCUCCAUCCUUGGAUCUUAUUACCGGCCUCGGCGCUCAUUGGCCUCGCUGCGUCGGUGCUCUGGGUGUCCCAAGGAAGCUACCUGACCCGCCUCAGUGUUUGCUACGCACAGUUCAAGAACCUUCCUGACACGAGCUCCAUGGGCUACAUGAACGGAACGUUCUCGGCCAUUUACAAAGCGAGUCAGCUCACGGGCAACGUCCUCUCGUCCUUCAUCCUUGGCACGCUGCAGUGGUCUUCGGCGACUCUCUUUACGACGUACGCUAUGCUUUCGUUCGUCGGGACGGGAUUGCUGUGCUUUCUGGAGCCACUGCAAAAGCUGCAACGACUGCCGACCGAGGGCUCCAAGCUCUUGCCGGGCGAAGAGCCUCCGCACUCGCCGCUGGCCUCGAUGCGAGCUGUGUGGAAUUUGGCGAGGGACCCGCGCAUGGUCGUGUUUGCACCGCUCAUGCUCUUCACCGGCAUUCAGCAAGGCUUUACGUCGUCGGAAUUUACAUCGAGUUUUAUCCGAGAGUCGCUCGGCGAAGCGUCGAUUGGCUACGUCAUGGCCGUCUUUGGCGGCAUGAGUGUUGUUUUUUCGUACAUUUUAGGGCGCGUCACCGACCGAGUGGGGCCCAUGUGGACGCAGCUGGUAGCGUGCGCGGCGCAGUUUACCGCGUAUAGCAUGUGCCUCUGGACGCCAAUGACCAAGUGCGACGGCCAGUGGACGUUGAUCCUCGUCUGCGCCGUCUUGCUGAGCCUUAGCGAAGCAGCGUCGAGCACGAUCCCAAGUGUGGUUUUGGGGCAAGAGUUUACGGCCAAUGCACUCAACGCCUUCUCACUCUUCCGAGUGUAUCAUUCCGGCGCGGCGAGCCUCAGCUUUUUCGGCCUCCCCCUUCUCAGUCUCACGGGGCGCCUCUACGUCCUCCUCGCUUCGACAGCGCUCGCCGCCGCGUCUAUGGUCCUCUACGCCACGCGUUACCGCACCGUAGCCUAGGCGCGGGCUAUGUGCGCUGGCACCUCCGAUCACGAUCGCAGACGCAUGUUGGAUAAUCGAGCCUGUUUUUUUGGGCCAAGGAAGAGGGACACAGCCGUUAUUACGUCGUGAAGUUAAUCCCUACAACGGUUACCUAUUUGCGACAACAGACAAUAU
This is a messenger RNA of Saprolegnia diclina VS20, 1567 nucleotides long. RefSeq lists its product as hypothetical. The coding region runs from base 23 to 1411 and encodes 462 amino acids. The transcript is spliced from 15 exons. The record is from RefSeq and is a predicted model, not a curated record. Lineage: Eukaryota; Oomycota; Saprolegniomycetes; Saprolegniales; Saprolegniaceae.